Messenger RNA from Penicillium psychrosexuale, 1044 nucleotides. RefSeq names its product aldo/keto reductase. The record is from RefSeq and is a predicted model, not a curated record. Bases 1 to 1044 code for a protein of 347 amino acids. Lineage: Eukaryota; Fungi; Ascomycota; Eurotiomycetes; Eurotiales; Aspergillaceae. The transcript has 4 exons.
AUGACUGACAAUAAGAUGGAAUAUGUCCGCCUCGGAAACUCAGGUCUCAAGAUCUCCAAGAUCAUCCUUGGGACAAUGGGCUAUGGCAGCAAGCAAUGGCAAGACUGGGUCCUGAACGAGGAAGAUUCUCUGCCCCUGAUUGAACAUGCCUACAAGCAGGGCAUCAACACCUGGGACACGGCGGACGUCUACUCUCACGGCAAAUCCGAGGAAAUCGUCGGCAAAGCCCUGAAGAAGUACAACAUCCCUCGCAACCGCGUGGUAAUUCUAACCAAGUGCUUCUUCGGUGUCGACGACGAGGGCAAGUUCCCACCCAUCGCCGCAUCCGCCAAAAACGACGGCCCUUUCGUCAACCGCACCGGCUUAUCGCGCAAGCAUAUCUUCGAUGCCGUCGACGCCAGCGUGGAACGUCUAGGCACGUACAUCGAUGUGCUGCAGAUCCACCGAUUGGACCGUGAUACUCCGCGCGAGGAGAUCAUGAAGGCGCUGAACGACGUCGUCGAGAGUGGGAAGGUCCGGUACAUCGGUGCUAGCUCGAUGGCAGCAUGGGAAUUCCAAUCCCUGCAGAACAUCGCCGAGCGCAACGGCUGGUACAAAUUCAUCAGCAUGCAGAACUUCCACAACCUCCUCUUCCGCGAGGAAGAGCGCGAGAUGAUCCCCUACUGCCGAGACUCCGGCGUCGGCAUUAUACCGUGGUCACCGAUUGCCCGUGGUGCGCUGGCGCGGUCUUGGGGCUCGCGCUCGACGGUGCGCGAGAACACCGACGGCGCGCUGAAGAUGUUUGUCCGCAGUCGCGAGUCGGAGGCGGAUAAGGCUAUCAUUGAUCGGGUUGAGGAACUCGCUAAGAAGAAGGGAGUGAGCAUGGCUCAGAUUGCUAUUGCGUGGUCUUUGACGCACCCUGGUGAGAAUCCGAUUCUUGGGCUGCAUAGUGUUGAGCGGAUUGAUGAGGCGGUUGCUGCUAUUAAGGUCCGGCUGUCUCCGGAGGAGAUUAAGUAUUUGGAGGAGCCGUAUGUUCCUAAGGCUGUUUCUGCUCUUGAGCGGUAA